This is a messenger RNA of Suhomyces tanzawaensis NRRL Y-17324, 525 nucleotides long. RefSeq lists its product as uncharacterized. The transcript is spliced from 2 exons. Lineage: Eukaryota; Fungi; Ascomycota; Pichiomycetes; Serinales; Debaryomycetaceae. The record is from RefSeq and is a predicted model, not a curated record. The coding region runs from base 1 to 525 and encodes 174 amino acids.
AUGUCAUUUCCAGACCAAGCCAAAAAUUUCUUGUCUCACAUCGACAAAGCUACUUCGAACCAUGGUCUUUUAAACCAAUUCAACAGUCAAACCGGCUUACCAAGAUCUUAUGCUGUUUUGGCAUUCUCCGGUGUGUAUUUGGUCUUAGUUUUCCUUAACAUUGGAGGAAUUGGUCAGCUUUUGUCCAACAUUGCUGGUUUCGUCAUUCCAGGUUACUAUUCGUUAAUCGCCUUGAACACUCCUAGCAAGAGCGACGACUCUAAGUUAUUGGCCUACUGGGUUGUUUUUGCCUUCUUGAACGUGGCUGAAUUCUGGUCCAAGGCCAUCUUGUACUGGAUCCCAUUUUACUUUUUAUUCAAGACCUUUUUCUUGAUUUACAUCGGUGUUCCAGCUUUCGGUGGUGCCGAGCUUAUUUACAGCUCCUUGAUUAAGCCUUUCUCUGAGAAGUACGUUGGUGUUGGAGGAAAGCUUUCUCACGAGAUUGACGAAAUUGCCGAAGGUGUUUCUAGCGCUGUUGAAAUCUAA